Capra hircus (goat) is the source of this 588-nucleotide messenger RNA. Its product is annotated as interferon omega-1-like. Gene Ontology annotation, cellular component: extracellular region. Gene Ontology annotation, molecular function: cytokine activity; type I interferon receptor binding. The transcript has a single exon. Gene Ontology annotation, biological process: B cell proliferation; positive regulation of peptidyl-serine phosphorylation of STAT protein; defense response. The record is from RefSeq and is a predicted model, not a curated record. Bases 1 to 588 code for a protein of 195 amino acids. Lineage: Eukaryota; Metazoa; Chordata; Mammalia; Artiodactyla; Bovidae.
AUGGCCUUGGUGCUCUCUCUACUCAUGGCCCUGGUGCUGGUCAGCUAUGGCCCAGGAGGAUCCCUGGGCUGUGACCUGUCUAAGAACCACGUGCUGGUUGGCAGGAAGAACCUCAGGUUCCUGGGCCAAAUGGGGAAACUCUCCCCUCGCUUCUGUCUGCAGGAGAGAAAAGACUUCGCUUUCCCCCAGGAGAUGGUGGAGGGCGGCCAGCUCCAGGAGGCCCAGGCCAUCUCUGUCCUCCACGAGAUGCUCCAGCAGAGCUUCAACCUCUUCCACACAGAGCGCUCCUCUGAUGCCUGGAACACCACCCUCCUGGAGAAGCUCCGCACUGGACUCCAUCAGCAGCUGGACCACCUGGACUCCUGUCUGGUGCAGGUGACUGGAGAGAAAGGCUCUGCCCUGGGAAGGAUGGGCCCCACUGUGGCCGUGAAGAGGUACUUCCAGGGCAUCCGUGUCUACCUGCAAGAGAAGGGAUACAGCAACUGCGCCUGGGAAAUUGUCAGAAUGGAAAUCAGGAGAUCCUUGUCUUCAUCAGUCAGCUUGCAAGAAAGGUUAAGAAUGAUGGAUGGAGACCUGAGCUCACCUUGA